AAAACUUACUUCAGGAAGUAAGAGUAACAUGUGUAUUUGUUUACAAAAAAGAUGAAGUGUGUGACGAGGCCUAUCGGGCGAUAUAUCACUGGUCGUCUGCUAUAGAUCGGAGGCGGUAAAGCUGGUUCACAGGUUCGCCAAUGACGGUGUCCUCAAAAUCUAAACAUGAUUUGUGGGAAAAUAUUGAACGAUUUGCCAAGGUGGAUUGUCAUUGCAUUAUGGCUUGGAGCAAACAUUGGGGUAUUUGUAGAAGCAUAUUUGAGAUUUGAGACAUCCAUUGAUUACUUCUAUACCAGGAGAAUACUGGGGCCUGCCCUGGCCUGGGCCCGAGCCAGUGCAGCCGCCCUCAACCUCAACUGCAUGUUAAUCCUGUUGCCUGUGUGCAGAAACUUCAUCUCCUUCCUAAGAAGUUCCUUCAGGGUUUGCUGCAACACAAACAUCAGACGACAACUGGAUAAACAUAUCACCUUCCAUCGCUACAUAGCCUAUAUGAUUGUCCUACAGACAGUGAUUCAUACAGGAGCUCACAUCUUUAAUGUAGAACGAUACUUUGAAUCUUACAACAGUCGGUCAGAUGAGGAUAAAGACCUGUUGCGAGCCCUUAAUGCCUUGGGACCUGAAAAUAACAACACCUACCUGAACUUCAUCAGGGAUGACACAGGGGAUGUUAUACUGGAAACACUCAAGGUGGUGGCCGGUGUCAGCGGGAUAGCCAUAACUCUUGCCCUAAUCAUCAUGGUAACAUCCUCAACGGAAUUAAUCAGACGUUCCUAUUUUGAAGUGUUCUGGUUUACACAUCAUUUAUUUGUGAUAUUUUUCCUUGGUCUCGUCGUUCAUGGUGUACAAAAAAUUGUGAGGCGACAGUCAAACACAGAUGUCCAUAACCCAGAGCAGUGUUUCCAGAGAUUCAACGAAUGGAACACAAUUGCUGAGUGUCCCAAUCCUCAGUUUGAAGGACUCUCUGCCAAUGCCUGGAAGUGGACACUGGGGCCCAUCCUACUGUAUAUUAUAGAGAGGAUCAUAAGGUUCUACAGAAGUCAACAAAGAGUAGUAAUAACUAAGCUGGUGAAGCAUCCAUCAAAGGUGUUCCAGCUACAGAUGCAGAGGAAGGGUUUUAAGAUGAGUCAAGGCCAGUAUAUAUUCCUUCACUGCCCUUCUAUAUCCAGACUGGAGUGGCAUCCCUUUACUCUCACAUCCGCUCCUGAAGAUGAUUAUUUUUCUGUCCACAUCAGACGAGUUGGAGACUGGACAGAAGCUCUGGCCAAGGCAUGUCAUGUGGAUGAUACAGAGGUUCAGGAGCAAUGGAAACUGCCCGGAGUAGCAGUUGACGGUCCAUUUGGAACUGCUACAGAGGACAUUUGCUUGUAUGAGGUGGAUGUCUUUGUGGCUGCGGGAAUAGGAGUAACACCAUUUGCUUCCAUACUAAAACAUAUCUGGUAUCUCCACAUGGAUUCCAAGGCAGAAAUGAAGCUAAAAAAGGUCUAUUUCUACUGGGUGUGUCCCGAUACUAAUUCCUUUGAGUGGAUGCAGGACCUGCUUCAAGAAUUUGAUCAGCAGCAAGGAGGUGUUCCUGAUAAUGAAAAGUUUUUACAGUACUUCAUAUACCUCACCCGAGGUUGGGACAAAAACCAGGCUGAGAACAUCAUCCUACAUGAGAAUGAGGAUGAGAGUGACCCAGUUACAGGACUUCAGCAGAAGACACACUAUGGCCGUCCUAACUGGAAUGAAAUAUUCAAAGGUUUAGCUGCUGAAAAUAAAGGGACUAGUAUAGGUACUUUUUUCUGUGGUCCGAGCGGACUGUCAAACACCCUCCAUCAAAUGUGUAACAACCAUUCAGAUGCUGGGGAAGGCACCAAGUUCUACUACAACAAAGAAAACUUCUGAUGUAGCAGUCAUCUGACAAUGUCACCGACACAUCUUACAUUCAUCAACGUUCUGCGCUCUCAGUCCCCAGUGUAUCCAUCGCCAAAUCAUCAAGUCGGACUGGCAGCACAAAGAUCAUAUCCAAAUUAUUUUGUACUUCAUAUCUUGUUUAUAAUGUGAGGUGAUUUUAUUUAAGUAUAAUGUGUUUUAUUCAAUUUGAAUUUUGUUCGACAGGUUCUAUAUCACAGAAUGUUUGUAGGUCAAAAUGGCCAUCUUUCUUGGUUUUUAAAUGAGGAAUGUGUGUAUAAAUGUCAUUUGUUUAAGCAUAAGAAAGUGUGUCAUAGGUGUUAUGUCCAAAUGUAACUCUUGGAAAGAGACUAAAGCAAAUAUCUAUGCAAUUUAAUAUUGUCUAAAUGAGCAUGUUAGGUAACAACACCAAUUAAGUAGGCCAGAUUGUUUAUAUAAUAUACAAUGUUUGACUUUCAGGUCAUUUUAUUUAACCACAAUAAAAUAAAUCCACAUUAUCAAACCAAAGAAUAUCAGAAUUUGUAAAACCUACAAUUACUGCAAAUAUUAAAUCCAUACCUAGUAUGCUGUCAUCACGUACUAUGUUAUGUGAAUCCAUAUCUCAUAUGCUGCCAUCACAUACUGUUAUGUGAAUCCAUAUCUCAUAUGAUGUCAUCACAUAUUAUAUUAUGUGAAUCCAUAUCUCAUGAUGUCAUCACAUAUUAUAUUAUGUGAAGCCAUAUCUCAUAGGAUGUCAUCACAUAUUAUAUUAUGUGAAUCCAUAUCUCAUGAUGUCAUCACAUAUUAUAUUAUGUGAAUCCAUAUAUCAUAGGAUGUCAUCACAUAUUAUAUUAUGUGAAUCCAUAUAUCAUAGGAUGUCAUCACAUGUUAUAUUAUGUGAAUCCAUACCUCAUACACUGCCAUCACAUACUAUGUUGUAUCACUUGAUACACUCACUGAUCUUACACUUACAGUAAACCUAACUGAUGAUCUGGUCGUUAACAUUCUACCAACAUAUACUUCGAUCAACUCACCAUUUAUUUCUGAUUAUUAGAUCACUUCUAGAGGCACACAAUUGUAUUGUAUGAUCUUCAUUUACAGGUGAAAGCACCAAGUUAGUCCUAUUUGAGGUGAUUUUCCUAAUUUUGAAAUUUAAUUUCAUUUAUGUGACUAUAAUGUUUUAAUGAAGGACAGAUGUGUCUAUAUUGACAAUGUCCGCAGUAAAGUCAAGCCAAACAUACUUCCAAAUUAUCACAGAUUCCUCCUAGAAACAAAACAUUUCACCUUUAAUUUCAUUUUUGGUAUCUGUAGGAUUUCAUAAAUUUAACCAAGCCGGCAUCUCAGGUAGUGCAAAUGGUGAUAUCAUCUGUUGUAAAGAGGAUAACUAUGAGCAAUAUGUAUUGUCUCAGCUUGGUUACAAGAUUUAGGUGUCAUAUUUGUGUGAGUUAUGAUGUUAAGCUUAUAUAAUCUGUACUAUUCACAACAAAACAUAUACCAGUAUUACACUUCAUUUGUAAAAAUAUACUGAUUGGACAUUUAACAAGAGCUUGCCAAGAUACAAGAUCAAAAUAUACUAGUAAAUACUCAUGUGUUUAAAAGGUUAUAUGAAAAAUAAUAAUAAAGGAGGUGGUGCAUGGCGGCCCACGGCCGAAUAUUAUUUUAUGCAUGAUAUUAUGAUAGACUUACCAAAUACAUGUC
Molecule: messenger RNA, 3567 nt
Organism: Pecten maximus
Lineage: Eukaryota; Metazoa; Mollusca; Bivalvia; Pectinida; Pectinidae
Product: cytochrome b-245 heavy chain-like
Exons: 16
Coding region: 166-1884 (572 amino acids)
Biological process (GO): superoxide anion generation; defense response
Cellular component (GO): NADPH oxidase complex; plasma membrane
Molecular function (GO): superoxide-generating NAD(P)H oxidase activity
Source: RefSeq, a predicted model, not a curated record